Messenger RNA from Ramularia collo-cygni, 345 nucleotides. RefSeq lists its product as uncharacterized. Bases 1 to 345 code for a protein of 114 amino acids. The record is from RefSeq and is a predicted model, not a curated record. The transcript has 2 exons. Lineage: Eukaryota; Fungi; Ascomycota; Dothideomycetes; Mycosphaerellales; Mycosphaerellaceae.
AUGUGCUUUAAAACAGCGCCCAGACAUCCAAAGUGUGGCCAUGCAGCUCACGGAACUGCCUCAGAAGGCGCGAGACUGUCCCGCUGCGACAGAUCCAAGCUUCGUGGACCAUGCGGACCAAUUCAGUGGGAGCAUUUCGAUGUCCGGCGAGGCUAUUGCGAUAGCUGCAUCAUCAACGGCGAAUUCUUUGCUCAGAAAUCUAUGCGUCUGGAUCCCGGUGUCUAUUGUAGGCGCUUAGGAGCAUCGUACAACGACCUACGCAACGCCAAUCCGGAAGCGUGGUCACGGGCUUCGCAGGAGCAAGACGCAGAUGUGGCCGUCCGUACCUCUCGGUUUGGAAAGUGA